This is a messenger RNA of Saccharomyces mikatae IFO 1815, 1548 nucleotides long. RefSeq names its product phosphatidylinositol-3-phosphate binding protein (gene PEP7). The record is from RefSeq and is a predicted model, not a curated record. The transcript has a single exon. Gene Ontology annotation, molecular function: DNA binding; metal ion binding. Lineage: Eukaryota; Fungi; Ascomycota; Saccharomycetes; Saccharomycetales; Saccharomycetaceae. Bases 1 to 1548 code for a protein of 515 amino acids. Gene Ontology annotation, biological process: DNA repair.
AUGGAUCUUGAGAAUGUGUCAUGUCCGAUUUGUCUAAGGAAGUUUGAUGACUUGAAUGCGCUGAAUGUACAUUUAGAUGUUGAGCAUGGGUUUGAUGAUAAUGAGGAUUCUCUCGGUUCCAAUGAUAGUCGUCAGGUCAAUAACAAGCGAAAAAACCCCAACUAUGAUGGCAACAAAGUGCAGAAGUUAAAAAGAAGCCACUGGGAAAAACUCCAAAGGGGGAAGAGUCGUUGUCACACAUGUGGAAGAACUUUGAAUAACGACAUUGGCGCCACUAAUUGCAGAAAAUGUGGCAAAUUAUAUUGUAGGAGACAUCUCCCCAAUAUGAUUAAACUAGAUAUUUAUGCACAGUACGACCCUACAAACGGGAAAUGGCAUAAUUGUUGCCAUGAUUGCUUUGUUGCAAAGCCCGGUUAUAAUGACUAUGGUGAAGCAGUGAAUUUAACACAUGAUUUUUUCAAGAUACGAAAUAUGCAAAAAGAGGACAAGAACUUGAGAUUACUACAAUUAGAAAAUCGGUUUGUCCGUCUAGUUGAUGGGAUGAUAACACUCCACCAGAAAUAUACGGGGUCCAUCAUUUACAAUUUAAAAAUGAAAAGUGAAGUAUCCAAAUUAGAACGCACAGUAACUCCCUGGAGAGAGGAUAGAAGCGUGCUUUUUUGUAACAUAUGUUCGGAGCCUUUCGGUUUAUUACUACGGAAGCAUCACUGCAGGUUGUGUGGCAUGAUUGUUUGUGACGAUGUUACCAGAAACUGCUCAAAUCAAAUAAACAUAGGCUAUUUAAUGUCUGCAGCAUCUGAUUUACCUUUCAAAUAUUAUAGGCAGAAAGAUGAUUUACUUCAUGCUCCUCUAUCUAUAAGGUUGUGCACUCAAUGUAUCGAUAUGUUAUUUAUUGGCAGAAAAUUUACCAAAGAUGUUGCAAUGCCAUUAAGUGGAAUAUUCGCUAAAUACGAGAGUAUGAAAAAUAUAUCUAAGGUAAUUGACGGCCUCAUGCCUAUUUUUGAAGAUUCUUUGAACAACCUGAAAUUGAAAACUGCCAAAGAUUCAGAGAAUGUACUUGAUUAUAAGAAUCUGAAUGAUCUUGCUCGAUUAAGACAGAAAUUACUUGGUUCUGUUAAUUUGUACAAUACGCUAACAAGACAGCUCAUAAGUGUAGAACCUCGCAGUAAUCUGGAGAAAAAACUUCAAAGUUCGAUCAAAAUAGCUUCUGCUGCAUAUAUAAAUGAAAAAAUACUACCAUUAAAGUCCCUUCCGGCAAUUUUGAAUCCAGAGGGCCAGAAAACGAACAACGAAAAGCGACAAAACGAACCAGAGAUAAAGAAGUUAUCACAGUUGAUGAUCGAAAAUUUGACUAUAAAGGAAGUAAAGGAGCUGAGAGAAGAGCUCAUGGUGCUGAAAGAACAGAGCUACCUGAUUGAGUCCACAAUUCAAGACUACAAGAAGCAGCGCAGAUUGGAAGAGGUCGUCGCUCUUAAUAAGAAUUUAGAAGAAUUGCGCUCACGAAUACGUACGGUUCAAUCCAAGCUAGGGGACAAUGGUUUUAAAUAA